CGCUCCCAGCACUUGCAACAUCCUUCAGUGCAACACCUCAACAUGCGUGCCUACGUCGUUAAUGAGUAUGCGCACCCAUCUAAGCUGCCUCUUAGCUUGGACACACCUACGCCAGCUCCCAAAGUCGAUGAAGUCAUUGUCGAUGUAUAUUCUGCUGGCUUAAACUACUUCGACAUUCUUCAGGCUCAGGGCAAAUAUCAAACCCAACCGCCAUUUCCCUGGGUUCUCGGCGCAGAGUUUGCUGGGAAGAUCGCCGAGGACUCUCCUAUACCGAAGGGCUGCCCUUUCAAACGGGGCGAUCGUGUCUUUGGCAGCGCGCAAGGCUGCUAUGCCGACAAAGUUGCAGCGAAGGCAAAUUCAUUGCUUCCUUUGCCCGACAAUGUAAGUUUUGACCAGGGCGCUGGCUUGUACAUCACUUGGGCUACUAGCUACGAGGCGCUUGUUGGGAGAGCAAAUUUGAAAGCUGGUGAAUGGAUAUUAGUGCACGCAGCCGCCGGAGGAGUUGGUAUUGCAGCCGUCCAGCUGGCAAAAGCUGUUGGGGCCAAGGUUAUUGCUGCAGCUGGAUCCUCAGAGAAACUCGAUGUUUGCAGAAGGUAUGGGGGCGCGGACCACGCUAUCAACUACAACAACAAGGAUUGGCCAAAGGAAGUCAUGAAGCUCACUGGCGGAAAAGGGGUGGAUGUUGUAUAUGACCCUGUUGGGCAUGUGAGAGAUUCGUUGAAAUGCAUCGCAUUCAAGGGCAGGUUCCUCAUCAUCGGAUUUGCGGGAGGUUCUAUUCCAGAGCUUAAGCUGAAUUUGGUUCUCUUGAAGAAUGUGUCACUCAUUGGGUUGCUCUGGGGUAAUUACAGCAAGUUGGAACCUACUCGCGUCGUCACCGUAUGGAAAGAGCUCUUAGCGCUCCUUGCGUCGAACAAAGUAAAACCCGUAAUGUACUCCAAGAUAUACCCUUUGGAAGAAAUGGGUCAGGGUCUUAUUGCUUUAGAACAACGCAAAACAUGGGGGAAAGUGAUUGUUCACGUCAAGGAUGAGAACAAGAGGAUUGCGGCUAAGCUUUGAGUCGGCUGGGGCAUGGUUUCAGCAGCCUUUUUCUCCUACGAGAGAAUAACCGAUGUAACACUACAAUACUCAUUCUUUUGCAAUACACACAAAGUAAGA
Coniophora puteana RWD-64-598 SS2 is the source of this 1155-nucleotide messenger RNA. Its product is annotated as NAD(P)-binding protein. Gene Ontology annotation, cellular component: mitochondrion. The transcript has 8 exons. NCBI's taxonomy places the organism in Eukaryota, Fungi, Basidiomycota, Agaricomycetes, Boletales, Coniophoraceae. Gene Ontology annotation, molecular function: oxidoreductase activity; zinc ion binding. The coding region runs from base 43 to 1056 and encodes 337 amino acids. The record is from RefSeq and is a predicted model, not a curated record.